AUGAAUGGGGGUGAUAUCAAGAAGGCUGUGAUCAAUAAAGGAAAGCAAAUGGCAAGCGUUGCCUCGGCAGCCGCCAAUGGCAAUGGCAGCAAGAAGAGAAGAAAGGGCACUGAUUUAAAACCGAUAGUCACAAACGAGAACAACAUGGCGGUGGACUCGAAUUCGGGGAGUACUUCUAGCCAAGGUGUGCCGGCCGCAUCCUCUCUCCCCCAUCAGAAAGCUGCAUACGGUAUUCCGCUGUCGCGCUCCGAUUCGUCAUCAUCCGGAGAAGAGCAGGAAACCACGGCGGAUGAAGAGGAUUCCGAGGAUUACUGCAAAGGCGGUUACCACCCGGUACAUGUGGGCGAGACAUACAACAACGGCCGGUACGUUGUCGUUCGCAAGCUGGGAUGGGGUCACUUUUCUACGGUGUGGUUAUCGCGCGAUACGACUAGCGGCAAACACGUCGCAUUAAAAGUGGUGCGAUCGGCCGCACACUACACCGAAACCGCGAUCGAUGAAAUCAAAUUGCUCAACAAGAUUGUCCAGGCGAACCCGAGUCACCCGGGUCGGAAACACGUUGUGAGUCUGCUAGACUCGUUCGAACACAAAGGUCCCAACGGUGUGCAUGUGUGUAUGGUGUUUGAGGUACUCGGCGAGAAUUUGCUCGGAUUGAUCAAACGGUGGAAUCACCGUGGCAUCCCAAUGCCCCUGGUUAAACAGAUUACGAAACAGGUGUUGAUGGGGUUGGAUUAUCUGCAUCGGGAAUGCGGUAUAAUUCAUACCGAUUUGAAGCCGGAGAACGUCUUGAUUGAGAUUGGCGAUGUGGAACAGAUUGUCAAGACGUAUGUGAAGGAGGAACAAAAGAUGGAAAAGGAAGAUAAUCGCAGUGGUCGCCGACGGAGACGGACACUCAUUACGGGGAGUCAACCACUCCCGAGUCCUUUGCAUACUAGUUUCAGCCAGAUGGAUCCAUUUAAAAUGCUCGGUUCCCAUAGUAGCCUGAACCAGGUGAUGAGUGAGUCUGAUACGUCGAAAGCCGGAUUGUCAAUGAAGGAUUCAUUGGGUAUUAAGGAAAACAUUCCCACGAUUCCGGAAGAUGAGAAGCAAAAGCAGCGCGAAAAGACAGCUGAUCUACUGGAACGAGAGGUGUCCGGUAUUUCUCUGAAUACAAACACAUCCGAGUCGUCUAGCCCAGAAAAAGAGGGUGAAAACGACAUUAUUUCCGUCAAAAUUGCAGAUCUUGGUAACGCUUGCUGGGUUGGUCAUCAUUUCACAAACGACAUUCAGACACGUCAAUACCGGUCACCAGAGGUUAUUCUAGGCGCAAAAUGGGGUGCCAGUACAGAUGUAUGGAGUAUGGCAUGCAUGGUCUUCGAACUAAUAACAGGAGACUACCUCUUCGAUCCCCAGUCCGGCACCAAAUACGGCAAAGACGACGACCAUAUUGCGCAAAUAAUCGAAUUACUAGGCAGCUUCCCCCGAUCCCUCUGCAUGUCCGGCCGCUGGUCUCAAGAAAUCUUCAACCGCCGCGGCGAACUCCGGAAUAUCCAUCGCCUCCGUCACUGGGCACUACCAGACGUCCUCCGCGAAAAAUACCAUUUCUCAGCCGAAGAAGCCAAACAAAUAAGCGACUUCUUAUUACCGAUGCUCGAACUGAUGCCAGAGGAUAGAGCAAAUGCAGGUGGAAUGGCGAGUCAUGGGUUUUUGAAAUCGACCUUGGGCAUGGAUGAUGUUCCGGAUUUGGGGAUUGAGCCGGGGACGAAAGGGGAAGGGAUUGAGGGUUGGGCUUCGGAGGUUAAGAGGCGGUAGUCUUUUUGCUUCUGCCACUGGUCAGCUGCAAUUUGUGUGUUCGUGGAGCUGUGGUUGUGGUUGUAGAUGCAUACCCUGCCCAAUCCUUUCGUCAUGACUGUUUUAAUGUUCAUUCGAUUGCAUGUUGUGUUUUCUUUCACCUACUAUAUGACAUUCAUUUGAAAAGAACUUCUUUCCCCUCUCAUUCCCUAACGUUUUGGUAUUGUUUGAUACGAUCAUGAAUAUUACUGGAUGUUUUUUGAGGAUGGUCUGAUCUUAUCAGAUUCGAUAAUCUGAAGAUCGAUUGGUUCCGGAA
Messenger RNA from Talaromyces stipitatus ATCC 10500, 2086 nucleotides. Its product is annotated as serine protein kinase Sky1, putative. Gene Ontology annotation, biological process: protein phosphorylation; regulation of mRNA processing; spliceosomal complex assembly. The transcript is spliced from 5 exons. Bases 1 to 1791 code for a protein of 596 amino acids. The record is from RefSeq and is a predicted model, not a curated record. Gene Ontology annotation, molecular function: ATP binding; protein kinase activity. NCBI's taxonomy places the organism in Eukaryota, Fungi, Ascomycota, Eurotiomycetes, Eurotiales, Trichocomaceae.